UGGAUGCUUAUAAGUUGAUUUACUUAUAGUCGAUGCAGUCAGGAGAUGAGGAAUCUGAUACAUCGGACACAGAUGCUUUUGAGACAGAGACAACAACCAAGUUUGUUCCAAGUGACGAGGAACCUGCCUCAGCAGACAUGACUGGAGAAACAAGCACACAAGAAGAUGACAUGCCUGACCUACUAAGUAAAGUGUCUUUGUCAGCGGAACUGUCCUCGCUAGAUUUCCUGGAGAAAAUCACAGAUGGUUUUUCGCAUGAACGAAUAGUUGGGAAGGACGGUCCUCAUGCAGUUGUUCAUAAAGCAUUUGUUUAUGAGGGCAACAUUUCAGGUCAAACAGUAGUAGCCGUGAAGAGGUUAAUUGGAGUAGAAAUUAAAGUUAGAAAGUUUGAGAUGGAGGCUAAACGGCUGUUGAAUCUAGAUCACAAGAACAUAGUAAAGCUCCUUGGCUACUGCCACGACGAAUCUAGAGGACAUAAGCUGGUACAGUUUAAAGGAAAACCACCGCAAGACUUUAAAGGAGCUGAACAACUGCUCUGCUAUGAAUAUAUGCACAAUGGAAGCCUCCGUGAGUAUCUUAUUGGACAAGAAUCUCGUGAAGUUGAUUGGCACAUGUGCUACAAAUUGAUCAAAGGGACAUGUGAAGGUUUACUUUACCUCCACGAGGAUUGUGGAGAUCGUCCAAUUGUUCAUUUGAAUCUAAACCCGUCAAAUAUACUGCUGGAUGAACACAACGAACCACGCAUCACGGGUUUUGAUUUUUCGAAGCUCAUUGGUGAAAAGAACACAAAAUCCGUAUUUUUUCAGAUGAAUGGACCAUUAGGUUACCUGCCACCGGACUUCCUGUAUUCAAAGGGUACUGACCUCAAAUAUCUAGCUACGGUGGACAUAUACAGCUUGGGUCUUAUAAUUUUAGAGAUCGCAGCACGUCAAGAGAUCAAGGGUGACCAUGGAAUAAUUAUUAAGACUGUCGAGACAAACUGGAGGCAAGAUUCACAAAUAGCAACGCUGUAUGGCUCACUAGAAGAUAAAUUUCGGGGGCAAGUAAAAAUGUGCAUUGAUAUUGGCCUACAUUGUGUAAAGUCAAAGCCUGAAAAAAGACCUACUGCUGGAGAGAUCAUACGAUGGCUUGACAAUGGGAGCAAACCGGUCCUAGGUCAAAGACCAGGAGUUGCCGAACCUCCACUCCGUGCUAAUGCCACCCCUGCAGAUGACCACAUACAAGAAAAGGAGAAACAGACGCCAUUGAGGAGACUUUUCAGGAGAAAGUAAUGCUCAAGUUACUGAAGGCAUUUGCGUGGCAGCUGCAAUGGCCAAAGUUUCUUCCAAAUGAUCAUUUGGAAGAAACUUUCGAGGUUACUCUGUUUUGCAGCUGCAACCUGCUCUUCGUGCUCUGUUUUGCAGCUGGCGUGAGUGGUGCGAACACCGGUUACUCUGUUUUGCCUUGAUGUUUUUGAGUUGUAACUUUCGAGGGGCAGUUUUUUGUGUAUAGUUCAUGCAAUGUGUAUAUAGUUUACGCGGGGCUGGAGAGACAUU
This is a messenger RNA of Triticum aestivum (bread wheat), 1535 nucleotides long. RefSeq names its product putative receptor-like protein kinase At4g00960. The transcript is spliced from 6 exons. Gene Ontology annotation, biological process: protein phosphorylation. The record is from RefSeq and is a predicted model, not a curated record. Gene Ontology annotation, molecular function: ATP binding; protein kinase activity. The coding region runs from base 33 to 1271 and encodes 412 amino acids. NCBI's taxonomy places the organism in Eukaryota, Viridiplantae, Streptophyta, Magnoliopsida, Poales, Poaceae.